Molecule: messenger RNA, 1089 nt
Organism: Phytophthora sojae
Lineage: Eukaryota; Oomycota; Peronosporomycetes; Peronosporales; Peronosporaceae
Exons: 2
Coding region: 1-1089 (362 amino acids)
Source: RefSeq, a predicted model, not a curated record
AUGGACGUCGCGGACUUCCAGGCGGCCUCGCCGAUUGAACUGGACAUCGCCGCGCUCAAGCGGGCGGUGGAAAUGUCUCCGUCUCCUCCAGCGAAGAAGCCGAAUCUCUCGUGGAAGCGUCGGAAGGACGAGCUGCUCAAAUUACGGUCCGAGUCUGAGGCGCUGCAGACUCGGUUGAUGUUUCUCAAGCUGCGCAAGACCCACGCGAUGCUGCUCCGAGCUGGCGUGGGGCUUUCAGACGAGCAAAGACACUGGAAGAACGCGGCGGAGAGCGAGAAGCGAAAGUACCAGUCAUCCAAAGACGAGAACACGCAGCUGAAAGACCAACUUCAUCGCUGUUUCAAGGCUUGCCGCGACCUCCACACCGUCGUGUCUGUAGCUGGAGUCAAGCAGCGUGAUCUCGUUGUGGCCAACCCGUUUGCGGCUCGAGUGCUUCGAGCCGAGCUGAGGAACGGACACUUGUUGCAGCCGAGCUCAGCGGUGCUUAUCAACCUGGAAACCCGAUUGAACGCGCGGCACUCGGAGCUGGAAUACCUCUUCCACCACGCCCGGGAAUCCAUCUUGGGUCCUGACGGCGACCAGGUCACCGUCCUCCGCGAAGGAGUCGACGGGACUUCACCUGCUGUGGAGUUCCGACGCAACCAAUCCAUGCCUUUCGACGCCACCCAGGCCUUCCGUGCUAUCUGGAAGGUCAUGCACAUGGGGGUCAUUCCAGAGGAUCAGACUGUCAGCGUCAUUCAGCGCACCAAGGACACGCUGGUAUCUCAAGGGCACGAUAUGCGGGAGCUCCCCGACGGAGGCUCAGUCAAUGUGCGAGUCACCGCGUGGACGCACAUGACUCACGACUCGGGCUGGGCGCUGGUGCAUCCGAACGUCCUGCGGCCAGGCACAUGCCAGUUCCAAUUGUCACUUCGACUGCGGACGCACGCAGCUCCGAGCGAGCAGAACGGGCCCACACUGCUCACCCCCGUGGUCAGCAACGUGGUGAUCCCGUCGUUCCGCGAGAUGCUGCGCGCCCGCCACCAGCUAGUGGAGAACGCGCUGCUGGACGCGUCCAUGGGCGGCAGUGUACAGGUAGAGCAGAGGUAG